This is a messenger RNA of Zymoseptoria tritici IPO323, 675 nucleotides long. RefSeq lists its product as uncharacterized. The transcript has 2 exons. NCBI's taxonomy places the organism in Eukaryota, Fungi, Ascomycota, Dothideomycetes, Mycosphaerellales, Mycosphaerellaceae. Gene Ontology annotation, biological process: tetrahydrobiopterin biosynthetic process; tetrahydrofolate biosynthetic process. The record is from RefSeq and is a predicted model, not a curated record. Gene Ontology annotation, cellular component: cytoplasm. Gene Ontology annotation, molecular function: GTP binding; GTP cyclohydrolase I activity; zinc ion binding. The coding region runs from base 1 to 675 and encodes 224 amino acids.
AUGUCUCCCUUCAUCACAUCCGCUCCUGCCGUAGACUUUGACGGACUAUCAUGGCCGAGUACAGGCACACUAGCGAGACUUCAUGAGAAGGAGAACCCAGCAGAAGCAGAAGCGAGAUUACAAAAGCUAUCAGGAGCAGUGCGGACUAUAUUGGAGUGCAUUGGCGAGGAUCCGGAUCGAGAAGGUCUGCACGGCACGCCGGAGCGAUAUGCAAAAGCUAUGAUGUUCUUCACCAAAGGCUACGAGGAGAAUUUACGGGACAUUGUCAAUGGUGCCGUGUUCCAUGAGGACCAUGACGAACUGGUGAUUGUGAAGGAUAUCGAGGUGUACAGUCUGUGCGAGCAUCAUCUCGUGCCCUUCACGGGCAAGAUGCACAUUGGCUACAUUCCUUCGCAAAGAGUGAUUGGUCUUUCAAAGCUCGCUCGCAUUGCUGAGAUGUUCAGUCGACGCUUGCAGGUGCAGGAGCGAUUGACGAAGCAAGUAGCCUUGGCUCUCUCCGAAGUGCUCAAACCUCAAGGUGUUGCUGUAGUGAUGGAAAGCACACACAUGUGUAUGGUCAUGCGUGGCGUUCAAAAGGCGGGAUCUGUGACAACGACGAGCUGUAUGCUGGGUGCCAUGCGGAAAAGAGCGAAGACCAGAGAGGAGUUCUUGAGUCUGCUUGGAAGGCGGAUGUAA